CAUACAUAAUUAUCAAUUAAACGCAUAAAUUCGGACUUUUAUUUUUAUAUCUUUAGCUUAAAAUUAACCUGCGCUCAAGGGAAACGCGACAAUAACAGAAAUAGAGCGCAUUGUGAAACACCUUCUUCUUUUUUUGGCUUUCAUCGAAUUCCGCGCAAAAUUGCUGCUCGAAGGGAGAGAGUGGAGUGCGACAUCACAGCAGAAGAUAACACCCAUCCAGCCAGCCAGUGUUGUGUCACCUGUCAAAAACGAUGGUGGUGGUGGUGGUGCUAACAGAUGUCAAAAUUUCGUUUUCUUUGUGGAGUUGAAAGUUGGAUGGAAACGGUUCGAGCUGGAAUUGGUUUUAAAAUGUGUAUUGUUCGACGUUGAAUGGUAGUUUUCGUUGGUUCUGCUGCGUUAAUGGGUGUGUUGUGAGUCGCUCCUGCGGAAAGGUCAAUAAUGGACGAAACGUUGGAAGUGUUGUCGCCGCCGUCGUCCACGGAUGAAGGUGAGAAAGUGCCGGAGUCGCCGAAACCUUUGGCGUUCACCAUCGACUUUGGGGAGGAAAAGUCCAUCAACAACCAACGACUGAAAUCGAUGGUGGAGAAGUACCAGAAGAAGCAUCGCAGGGGCCAAUCACUGUCCAAAAUCGAGGACGCCUCUACCUCGACCACCGCAAUCAAAAAGCCGCCCCAAUGUCUGAGUGGAAAUCUGCCGCGCAAAUCAAAUUACCUUCCGGAAUUGCCAAACGCCAUGUCCUCCAUGGAGAAGAGCACGCGCGGCCUCAACAUGCUGAAGCUUGAACUUCCGCUGAAGAACACGACCACCGACAAAUUCCAGUGCUCCAGUCCAGAGGAUCUUAAGAACGGAAGCAUUGAAGAUGAAGAACAAAUUUCACCUAGUCUGCUCGAGGAUUGCAGACGAUUAUCUAGUCCGGACAAGAAUGACGUCCAUGAGUUUGUGGAGGGUACGGAAUUCGAUUUCGAUAUUUCAGAUGCGGUGAGCGAUGCGGGAACGUACACUCUGGACGCGGACAACUACUCCGAGGAGCAGAAGGCGCGCAUGAGUAUAGAUCACAAAUUCGAGAUCGAGGAGGUCUCGGUGUUCAGGAAGACGCAGGAGUACGUGCAGAGUUUGGCCACGCUGGAGCAGGAGGUAACUCCGGUGGAGGAAGAGGCGCCAACGCCUGUCCAGAAACCGCAGACGCUGUCCUUUGCACAGAACAAUCAGCCGAGCAAGCUUUCUCCGAUCGUCUCGCCCACGCAAAACAUCUCGAUUAUGCAAUACGAAGGUGAGCCGAAGCCGGUGAAUUUCAUGGAGAGCACGAACCGUACGUUCUCGAAGAUCAUGAUGCCUAGUCCGAAAGCUCGCACAGGGAUCGGCCUCGAGAAGGAGGCUGAUCACGGCAACAUAAUUUCGAUCACGUCUAGCGGUGCUUUCAGGACGAAAGAGGAACGCGACAGGAUAAACAGGCGCAAGUUAAGUUUAGCCAAAUCGGAGAUACAAGUGCAGACGUACAUUUCGAAUAACGAGGAGGAUGCUCCCAAAGAUGUGCACGAACUGAAACCGCUCAGGAGAAAUCUGAGCGCCAACCUAGUGCUAGUAAGUGAAAACGUACCGCAGACUAUAAACAAUAUUAAAUCUAAGAACGCUUUGCAAGAAGAGAUCGUACAAACCAAUGUGUCUGUGGGAAAAGUGGUCAAUUUACCGCCGUGCAUUGGUGGCAUGUCCGGCAAAAAUUCGCCUACGAAGAUUCCGUCACCCAUCCACACGUCGAGGCCGCGCAGCAGGACCAGCUCGAACUCGCUGAACGUGGACUUGUCCGAUAGCAGCUUAGAGACGGAAUCGUACUUGAGGCCCACACAGUGUUUAUUGAAUUCCUUGCAGCAGAAGCUCUCGAUGGAGAACAGCGACAACGAUUGCGACAAUUACGAAACCAAAUAUUUGAAUAACGAUGCGAGAAAUUUGCUUAAGAAGCCGACGCACAUCCGACACAAUUCGCUGGACGACCGAAACAUGAAGACGAACAAACUGGAGCACUUUCAGAAUAAGAACUUUAUUGAUCAAUCUUACGCCAACGUGUUGAAUCAAUAUUCCCAUGGCAAAGUGCACAAGAUCCAGAACUCUCCAAACAACAGUCCGAUCCGGAGGUCGAGCAGUUUCUCGACGAAAAACCACAUCAACACCAAGUGUUCAAACAUCACGCAGAAGGAGAGCAACAUACGGAAUUCUCCGAACCUGGGACGAAAUGGGUCGAUCCAGAGGUCCUCGUCGACGGCGACAAUGCGAUCAUCGAUGCUCAUACGACACGCCGAUCACAGAAUGGAUAGGAACCAGUUUGGUGAGACGGAAUCGAGCUCGGAAGAGGAUUUGAAGCAUAACAUCAGGAAAAAGGACAUCACAAAUACACGGUACAAUCGCGCGUUCAGCUUGAGGCGUGGCCGUCUGGAAUCGGAGUCGCCUCCGGGGCGGUGUCCGAACACGCCCGAGAUGCACCGAAAGUUCCAGCCGAACGAGCACAUCAGAUCGGAGAGGGCGAUAUCCGUCGACAGGAAACCGAAGGUCUCUUCCAACGAGGUCCAAAGCAAGUACUUACAGAACCUCUCCAAACCGAAGACUGUCCAACUUAAGGCCGAGGUCAAACUGCCGCAGAAGAUCGGCAAUCUAGCGACGAAACCAUCACCGAAACCGCAAGUCUUCUCCAGGACCGACACCGGCCGCUUCAGCAUGAGAACGAACAAACCGCCUCCAGUUACGAAUUCGCAGAAGACGAUCCGAAAAGAAAUACCAGUUGGUAAAAAACCGUCUGGACCUAGGAGCAACUCGUCGCUGACGAGUAAAGAGGUGGAUUUUCAGAACUGGAAGCGCAGAAAAAGCUACGACCCUAGGAAGGCUGCAGCCGAGGGUAAACGAAAAGCCGAAUUAGCUAAGAAAAAUAGCACACCGAUGACGCAAUCGUAUCACGAAGCUAACCAGGAUUGCGAUAGCUCACCGUCACAUUCUAGCUCCGUGCAUCGAUCGCAGAGUUUUCAUGGAACAGCAGCGUUGGAACAGUACGUGUCUUCGGAGGAGGAGGAAGAGGAUUUGACUCUGUCGCCGGACGAGGGCUUCAGUCCACCAACGCCGAGUCCUUGCGACAUGAGCCCGAACCACGUCAAUCUGAGGUACGCCUGGAAGGAUCCUCGUCUCCAUCAUCAUCAUCAUUAGUUGUUCCGUUUCUUCCCUCGUAUCUUUUUCGUCGACUCAAAAAAAAGAAUAAAUAAACAAGGAAACCACAUAAUAUCCAUAUCAUAAUCACCGAUCCUCUCAAUCAUCUCACAACGUCAUCAAAACUAUACACACUUUCCCCCUUUAACCCAAUAUAAUAUAAUUAUCUAUAUUAUAUAUCGAGUAAUAUUUAUAACGAAAAGGUGCAAUAUUCUUGCUUUCAAAUUAAUCGAUCAUUUGACAUAGUUAAUUAAAUAC
This is a messenger RNA of Nicrophorus vespilloides, 3444 nucleotides long. RefSeq lists its product as uncharacterized. The record is from RefSeq and is a predicted model, not a curated record. Bases 439 to 3186 code for a protein of 915 amino acids. NCBI's taxonomy places the organism in Eukaryota, Metazoa, Arthropoda, Insecta, Coleoptera, Silphidae. The transcript is spliced from 4 exons.